This is a messenger RNA of Hibiscus syriacus, 324 nucleotides long. RefSeq lists its product as uncharacterized. NCBI's taxonomy places the organism in Eukaryota, Viridiplantae, Streptophyta, Magnoliopsida, Malvales, Malvaceae. The coding region runs from base 1 to 324 and encodes 107 amino acids. The transcript has a single exon. The record is from RefSeq and is a predicted model, not a curated record.
AUGAAGGAAAUCAUAAAAUGGCUUGAUGCUGGGGUGAUUUAUCCCAUAUCUGAUAGCUCUUGGGAUAGUCCGGUUCAAUGCGUGUUGAAUAAAAGUGGCAUAACCGUUGUAAAGAAUGAAAAUGAUGAGCUUUUGAUUACAAAAACCAUCGCAGGCGGGAGGAUUUGUAUGGAUUAUCGCAAGCUCAACAAGGAGACAAAGAAAGACCACUUCUCCAUUCCUUUCAUUGAUCAUAUACUUGAUCGGUUAGAAGGCAAGACAUUUUACUGUUUCCUUUACGGAUAUUCUAGGUAUAAUCAGAUUUCCAUAGCACCUGAAGAUUAG